This is a messenger RNA of Carya illinoinensis, 1412 nucleotides long. Its product is annotated as probable mannitol dehydrogenase. The record is from RefSeq and is a predicted model, not a curated record. NCBI's taxonomy places the organism in Eukaryota, Viridiplantae, Streptophyta, Magnoliopsida, Fagales, Juglandaceae. The transcript is spliced from 5 exons. Gene Ontology annotation, biological process: lignin biosynthetic process. Gene Ontology annotation, molecular function: cinnamyl-alcohol dehydrogenase activity; zinc ion binding. Bases 170 to 1294 code for a protein of 374 amino acids.
UUUCAAUUUCGAAGACUUUUAGUUUCAAUUUCUUGCUCGUCACGAUGGCUAUCCGAUAAGGAUUAUUAUAAAUGAGGGGCAUCGAUCACCACCAAGAAGCAUUUCUAAUUCAUCUCAAUUUUCACUUACAUCUCUCUCCAAAAUCUGUCUUACGAAGAAAAGAAAAAAAAUGUCUAAAGCAUCAUCAUCAGCAACAGCAGAAGAAAAAGAAGAACCAAUCAUCAAGGUGUAUGGCUGGGCAGCAAGAGAUUCCUCUGGAAUUCUCUCCCCCUUUCACUUCUCUAGGAGGAUUAAUGGUGAUAACGACAUCACCAUAAAGAUAAUCUAUUGUGGAAUUUGCCACACAGACCUUGCCCUCCUUAAAGAUGAGUCAGGAAUCACCAACUAUCCAAUUGUCCCCGGGCAUGAGAUUGUAGGUGAAGUGACAAAGGUUGGGAGCAGUGUAAAAAAAUUCAAAAUAGGAGAUAAAGCAGGCGUGGGGUGCAUGGUGGGAUCAUGCGGUUCAUGCAACAAUUGCAAACAGGACUUAGAAAAUUAUUGCCCCAAAAUGAUAUGGACCUACAUUGGGUACAAUCACCAAGAUGGCUUGAAAACAUUUGGUGGGUAUUCAGAUAAGUUUGUUGUGGAUGAGCAUUUUGCAGUGUUAGUCCCAAAUAAUCUACAACUGGACGGAGCUGCCCCACUACUCUGUGCAGGAAUCACAAUUUACAGCCCCAUGAUGCACUUUGGACUCAACAACCCCGAUCAGCAUUUAGGGGUGGUGGGGCUGGGUGGCCUGGGUCAUGUGGCCGUGAAAUUUGCCAAAGCUUUAGGAAUGAAGGUCACUGUAAUAAGCAGCUCCCCAAACAAGCACAAGGAAGCAUUGGAACGCCUCGGUGCUGAUCACUUUUUGGUCACGAGUCAUGAGGACCAAAAGCAACUAUUGCAGGCUGCUAUGGGCACAAUGGACGGUAUCCUCGACACUGUUUCAGCCCCUCACCCUCUCCUGCCAUUGGUUAAUUUGUUGAAGACCGAUGGAAAACUAAUAUUGCUUGGUGCUCCAAGUCAGCCUCCUGAGCUACCACAUAUUCCAUUAAUGAUUGGUAGAAAAAUUGUUGGGGGUAGCGCAAUUGGGGGAAUGAAAGAAACCCAAGAGAUGAUGAAUUUUGCAGCAAAGCACCAGAUCACGGCAGAUGUCGAAGUUAUUCCUAUGGACUACGUUAAUACUGCCAUGGAAAGACUUGCCAAAGGAGAUGUCAAGUACAGGUUUGUCAUUGAUGUGGCUAACACAUUAAAUCCUGAUCCGCUUUCAUGAUUUGAUUAUAGAAAUUAAUGAUCAGAGUCUAUCUUGGCUGCUGGCCUGAUCAGCAAUGAGUUUUAAAUUGUGGUGAUCUCGAUCGUUACAAUUAAUAAUUAGUGUUUGGAUUCGUGCA